Messenger RNA from Lodderomyces elongisporus, 1959 nucleotides. RefSeq names its product Ptr2p (gene PTR2). Lineage: Eukaryota; Fungi; Ascomycota; Pichiomycetes; Serinales; Debaryomycetaceae. Gene Ontology annotation, biological process: oligopeptide transport; transmembrane transport. The record is from RefSeq and is a predicted model, not a curated record. The transcript has a single exon. Gene Ontology annotation, molecular function: transmembrane transporter activity. The coding region runs from base 1 to 1959 and encodes 652 amino acids. Gene Ontology annotation, cellular component: membrane.
AUGACUAGUUCGAGCAGGAGUAGAUCGACUGAUGAAGUUGACGAAAAGGCACAACAUCUUAAUGUCGUUACCAAUACACAAACACUGGUGGAGGACGAGGACUAUGACUAUGAAGAUCCGAGAAACUAUAGUACAUCCUAUGUUGAUGAGUACAAUCCUAGAGGAUUGAGAGUGCCCACUAAAUCCGAACUGCAAACUUUGAGAAAAGUUAUUGGUAAUAUCCAAUACUCCAUCAUGCUUAUUUUCCUUGUUGAGUUUGCUGAAAGAGCAAGUUACUAUGGAUCAACGGUGCUUAUUUCGAAUAUGGUACAAAGACCAGUCCCAGUAGACAGUCCACAUGGUUGGGGAGCUGUUAAUCAGAAUGUUCCCGGCCAUGAAGAUAUGUCGCCUGGUGCGUUCAACCAAGGUCUUCAAGCUGCAAGUGCAUUGUCCAACUUGAUCACAUUCUUGGCGUAUGUUGUUCCGUUAUUUGGUGGUUAUUUUGCUGAUACCAAGUUUGGAAGAUGGAAAGUAAUUCAAUGGGGUGUUGUUUUUGGUGGUAUUGCCCAUGUCUUGUUUAUUGUCUCUGUGGCCCCAGCAGUGAUCAAGAAUGGAAAAGCUGGUUUGGCUGUAUGUGUUAUUGCAAUUAUUUUCUUGGCCUUGGGAACUGGAUGCAUCAAAGCAAAUCUUUUGCCCUUGAUGCUUGAUCAGUACCCUGAAUCGGGAGACAGAGUUAAGGUGCUUAAAACUGGGGAAAAUGUUAUCAUUAGUAAGGAUGCUUCCUUUGAAAGAAUUACCACUAUGUUUUACCUCAGUAUCAAUAUUGGUGCAUUUUUCAUGCUUGCCACUUCGUAUUGUGAGCGUCUUGUUGGCUUUUGGUUAGCAUUCUUUGUGCCGCUCGUGUUGUAUUUACUUAUGCCAAUUGUGUUUUACGUUGUUAAACCCAAGUUGAAGUUUGAAACACCUGCUGGCUCCCACAUGACCCAAAUGCUCAAGAUUUUGGUGAUUUCAUUUAGCGGCAACUUUAUCAAACGUAUUGUUAAUGGAACAUUUUGGGAAUAUGCAAAACCAAGCAAUAUGAGAGCAAGAGGCAGAGAAUACUACAAUAGCAAAAAGCAGACUCCAAUCAAUUGGACUGAUCAAUUGGUUAUCGAUGUUAAGCAAACGCUUGACUCGUGUAAGAUUUUUGCCUAUUUUAUUAUUUUCAACUUGGCAGACAAUGGUUUGGGCUCAGUUGAAAACUCAUUGAUUGGUGCAAUGAAGCUUGAUGGAGUUCCAAAUGACUUGUUCAACAAUUUCAACCCAUUAACCAUUAUUGUGCUUAUCCCAAUCCUUGAUCGUCUUGUAUACCCAUUAUUGAGGAAGUUGAAGAUUCCAUUUAGACCAAUUUGGAAAAUUGCUUUUGGGUUUAUCAUUUGUGCCAUGUCACAAGUUGCUGGUGCCGUAUUGCAACACAAGGUUUAUCAACAAUCACCAUGUGGAAACCACAGUACAAACUGUGAUCUGCCUGCCCCCAUUUCUGCAUGGCAAGCGCUGUCUCUUUAUAUUCUUGCCGCUGCAGGUGAAUGUUUUGCAAUGACAACGAUUUACGAGCUUGCUUAUACCAGAGCACCACCAUCAAUGAAAGGUACUGUUAUGGCGUUGAUGUUAUUUAGUUCUGCAAUCAGUGCUGCUAUUUCAUUGGCAAUCACUCCUGCAUUGAAAGAUCCAUACUUGGUUUGGGUGUUUGUGGCCAUUGCCAUUGCUACAGUUGUCGCAGCCAUUGUAUUAUUUUUCCAAUUUUUCAAUUUGCACAAGGUUAUGGCGGCCGAGGAAGCUGAAAGAGAGAGAUUGGAUAAGCUUGCCGAGGAAAACAAAAUCGAAGUUGAAGGUCAAACUGAACAAGAACCACUUACAUUGAUUAAAUCAAUCAAUUCCUUUGGUGAUGACGACCACCCAGUAGAGGCCAUUACAUCGUUGAAAGCACAAGUGGGAAGGUAA